Messenger RNA from Rhipicephalus microplus (southern cattle tick), 2005 nucleotides. Its product is annotated as TNF receptor-associated factor 6. NCBI's taxonomy places the organism in Eukaryota, Metazoa, Arthropoda, Arachnida, Ixodida, Ixodidae. Gene Ontology annotation, biological process: regulation of canonical NF-kappaB signal transduction. The record is from RefSeq and is a predicted model, not a curated record. Gene Ontology annotation, cellular component: plasma membrane signaling receptor complex; cytoplasmic side of plasma membrane. Gene Ontology annotation, molecular function: tumor necrosis factor receptor binding.
UUGAAACAUACGUCCAGUGUGCUGUCUCGAGUGCCCGUGAAGUAUUCGCGUCUGAAUUCACAUCGUCAUGGCGGAUCUCAGCCGAGUGUACCGUUUCCGCGACAUCCCCAUCAAAGGCGUCAACUGGCGACCGACACACUUUGUCGACGAAGUGCCCGAUUCCUGCUUGUGUGGACUGUGCCACAUGAUUCCGAAGAGAACCGUGUGCUUGCCAUGUGAGCAUCGUCUAUGCGAUUGGUGCCACGCAUUCAAAUCCGCCGGCCGCGGCCGCGUUCGUUGUCCGUUUCAUGAAGAGGAGUUCGAAGUAGGGCAAUGUCGCAGUGACGAUCUGCCCUUCAGAACAGCAAAGGCCUUCCAGGUUUAUUGCUGGAACGAAGCCCAAGGAUGUGAGUUCAAGGGCGCCUUGAAAGACAUGCUUCUACACUACGAGAACGAUUGCACAUUCAGCUCGGUUGAAGAUUCGCAAUGCGGCGAAGCAGUACUGAACAAAGACGUCGAACCUCACCAGGUCGCUGGAUGUAGUAAAAGUGUUUCUCCAGCAUGCACACAGAGCACAGUGUCGAAAUUUGAAGCACUGACACUCGAAGACGUGGAGAGUGUAGAAGGGAAGACGCCCUUGAGCGACUCGAACCACGACAAGGUGAUUCCCGCCUGUCCAAGUUGUGAGAACGGGCCGACAAAAGUAUGCAACAAGGAAUCCAGGGUCGCCGUAGUCACAGAUGAGGUUGGACCAUCUGUACUUCUAGACACUGUUCAGCACUCCAGUACGGCUUCCACGACUGCCUCCCAGGAACCGGCUUCCCGGCAAAAUCCAGCGAAAGAAGCCAGCAUGUGAAAAUCGACCCCAUUCUGCUCCCAGUAAAUGUUGACGAAUCAAGGGCCUCAAAUUUUUCCUAACAUUUAUCGUCACCUUCUGGCGAGAAUCCAGAAAACGUCCACGGAAGAUUUACUGCUCCAUUUUAUCGGCUAUUUCGACCUACUUCUAACGGUACGAGUCCUUUAACAUUGACGAAGUCGCUGUCUACCACGUAUGCAUGGAAAGUGUUAGGCGGGGCGAUGCCUUUCGUCACUUUCGAAAGCUGUUCAUCUGUACUGCCGAAAAGUGACAGUAUUUCGUCGCGUCACAGAGUUGCACACGAAGGACGCCAGCCGUUCACGCUCCAACUUUGCUCCAUUUUGUAACGUCUGUUGGCCCAUGGACUAGGUGUUACCAUAGAUACUACUAGAGUUCUGUUGGGGGUGCUCAGUGUUUGUUGCCUUCGUUUGGCGUCUCUGUGCGCAACGGGGGAAUGAAAAGAAACACUUCGGUGCUGACGUGGAUAUCAGCCUUCCGUAUGCCAUGACGCCGCAGCUACAAAACUACAUUUUGUUAGCGUAUUCAAAAUACCGCCUGCUGUAACGCCUUGGUUUCCAUCGUAACAGCAUGGGCGACCUUUAAGUACUCGUUUCGCAAGAAGACAUGCAUGACUACUUCUCGAGCUGCUAGACCAUCUUAAUAGUCCAAAGUUUUAGGUGAUGCUUUUUCUUUUAUGUAUCAGACGCUGCUUUCGUGCGAAUAAAAAAAAAAGAAAUGAAUUCAGGUCUUCGGAGCACACCGUAAUAAGUUUCAUUACAUCUUCUUGGCGCACUUCACAAGUGCGCCCUAAGGUGCGUACUUUCUAUAGUUUAUUUUUUGUUUCUUUGUGUGCUGUUCACCGGCGAGACAUUUUAGAGCUGAAGUAGCUCACAGUGUGUAGGUAGCCUUCGCUGCCGCACUGCCGGCUUGCCCUCUCCUUUGGACCGGUGAAUACGACACGCUAAGCAACGAUACGCAGUACUCUAUGGCUGCCAAAGCAGAUAUUCCCGAGGCCGCUGUCUCAAUGCAGUCGUCUUUCGCGAUGUGCAACUUGACUUUUCGAACUAUUACGCUAUCGUGCUCGUGAGUAGUUGGUACAGUUAGGUCAUCAGUUUUCGGUGUAUAUAGCAAGUACACUAUUCCACCAAUAAAACAUCCUUGCCUUCUCAA